CCCCCGCCCCUUCCCCCGGGAGCGGCGGCGGCGGCGGCGGCGGCGGCGGCGGCGGCGGCGGCGGCGGCGGCGGGAGGAUGCCGUACCUCCUCAUCAGCACCCAGAUCCGCAUGGAGGUUGGCCCCACCAUGGUGGGAGAUGAGCACUCGGAUCCCAGCCUGAUGAGCUUCCUGGGAGCCACGAAGAGGAACAUGCUGGGGAACCACUUCUGGGAGUACUACGUGAACGAUGCACCGCGGAUAGUGUUGAACAAGCUGGAGAGCUGUGGUUACCGGGUGGUGAGCAUGACAGGCGUGGGCCAGACAUUGGUGUGGUGCCUCCACAAGGAAUAGCGAGGAAGACUUCUGCAUUCCUCCCAGACACUGUCCUGCUGGGGAUCAUCUUGCACAGGACUGACAGCAAACAUUUUCCCCUUAAUUCCUUUCUGUCCCAGACUCCAGGCACUCGGGCAUGGGGGGAGGAGUGGUGUAGAGGCAGAACUUGACCCAAUGGAAACUUGCCACCCCUGCCAUUUCACAAGACUGGGGGGAGGAAGGUAUGCCCAGUCCAGAGGAAAUCAUGCACAGAGAACAGAUGGCUCCAUCUCUGCAUUCAUCUGAAUGGCAGUCUGGCAAAUACCAUCUUUUUACAUUUUAAUCAUCUCCUAUUUAGCAUGCAUUGGUGGAAGCUCAAAUAACAGACUUGUCUGCCUGUUCUUCAGGGCCGCCCCAGAGAGGUACAUGCUGAGCUGUGAGAGUUCAGGGCAUGCCUUCCUCCCAGGCCGUGGUGGGUAGGGAGGGGAGGCCAAGCAUGGAUGGCAUACUAUCGCAUCCCUGACACGCAAGCAGGAACUGCUAAACCUGCACAGUGCUCUUUGAGAAUCCCUUCACUCGGCAGCAAGGCCGGUUUCUCUCCCCAAUGGGAUUGUGGUUAGCAGCAUCAUCAGACUUUCAGCCCCAAGAGUGCCAUGCAAGUGUAACGCAUUGUUCCUGAAACAGCCUUAGAGCAGCACAGAAAGGUCUUGUGAACAUUUCGGGUACAGGCUCUGUAAUCUUAACAGCAGCAGUUGCAAUGCUGGAUUGUUUGGGACUUUGUAUCUAUGAAUCCUGCCGUAGGGGUAACACCAAUAAAACAUUUCUCUAAAGAGA
Messenger RNA from Aquila chrysaetos chrysaetos, 1127 nucleotides. RefSeq names its product GTP cyclohydrolase I feedback regulator (gene GCHFR). Bases 78 to 332 code for a protein of 84 amino acids. Gene Ontology annotation, molecular function: GTP cyclohydrolase binding. The transcript has 3 exons. The record is from RefSeq and is a predicted model, not a curated record. Gene Ontology annotation, cellular component: nucleus; cytoplasm. Gene Ontology annotation, biological process: negative regulation of biosynthetic process. Lineage: Eukaryota; Metazoa; Chordata; Aves; Accipitriformes; Accipitridae.